Molecule: messenger RNA, 2055 nt
Organism: Nilaparvata lugens (brown planthopper)
Lineage: Eukaryota; Metazoa; Arthropoda; Insecta; Hemiptera; Delphacidae
Exons: 1
Coding region: 514-2055 (513 amino acids)
Molecular function (GO): oxidoreductase activity
Source: RefSeq, a predicted model, not a curated record
AAAUGAGGUUGAGGAGCCGCCAACCAAAGAGGACUGCUGCAAUAGUGGCUGCACCCCUUGUGUUUUUGACAUCUACCAGAAAAGAAUGGAAGAGAAGAAGAAGAAGAGGAGAGAUAAAGGAGAAGACCAAUGUAGACACGACCUUCUUUCUCAGACCACAUUUAAGCCUUUUAUAGUUUUGGAGAAAAGUGACUUCGGUGAGUGUUGUUGUAGACUAACUUUCCAGCCAGUUUGCGAAAAAUUGACUUGUUGCAAGUGAAACAAAAGGAUUUCAAUAACAUCAAAUUGGAGGGACUUGGGGAAAGAGAUUCGAUAGUAGAAAUAGGACGAAAUGAGUAUAAGGACAUUGAUUUAGAGAAGAAUGAGAGGACAGAUUCCAUAGUGGAAAUAGGUCAUCCCAAAAACAUUCAUUUAAAGAGUAGAAGUCUAACAGAUUUAAUAGUAGAAAUAGAACAAAAUGAUUCUAAAAACGUGACAUUAGGGGAAAACAAGGUAACAUAUUCCACAGGGGAAAUGGGACAAAGUGGUUCUUGGAGCAUCAAUUUAGAGGAAAAUUUGGGAACAAAUUUACUAGAUAGAAUAGAACAAAAUGAUUCUGAGAAUAAUGAUUCAGAGGACACUAGUAGAAAAAAAUUAAUCGUAGAAAUACAACAAAAUAAUUCUGAAAACGUUACUACAGAGGAUGAAAAUGAGAGAGAUUUGGGAACAAAUUUACUAGUGGGAAUAGAACGAAGUGAUGUUAAGAACAUUAAUUUAGAGGAAAAUUUGAGUACGGAUUUAGAAGUGGAAAUCCAACAAAAGGAUUUAGUAAAUGUUACUACAGAGGAUGAAAGAGAAAUAGAUGUUCAUGAAAUGGAUGUAAAUGUUGACUUGAAAAUCAUGUCAAAAGGGGAGGCAAAUGUUAAAAUUGAUUUAGAUGAUCCAAAGGAUUCAAAAGAUAUGGAUUUUGAAAGGGAAGAUGACUGUACCAGUAAGCUAUUAGGGGAAGAAAACGCAAAAAAAGGCAAAGAAAAACGAAUUGGUGAUCUUUCAGGGGAAGAAAAUGUUGAGAUAAUCAAAGAACAGAAAAUUGAUGGAUAUUUACCAUACAAGCCUGGUCAACAUUUAACUAUGAAAUCAUGGAGGAUGGAAAAGUCUGAGGAUGAAAAAAACAUUGAAGAUAUCCGCCAAUAUGCAAGAGAAGCCAGUAUUGGGAUGAAAACCGCAACUCACAUUAGCAGAAACCAAAACUCUGAUAAAUAUUUGAUGACAGAAGAAGAAUUUGUGGGAUCAGAAAAAUCUGAUUCCAUCACCAGGACUGAAGCCACAAAUUUUGUUAACAAAAACGAGGAUUUUACCUCAUAUUCAAAUUCAAAAGAAGAAAUUAUGGAGUCAGAAGAAUAUAAUUUGAAUGCAACGAUUGAAACCCCAUAUUUAAUCAACCGAAACAAGAAUUUACCCCCAUAUUCAAUAUCAAAAGAAAAAAUCAUGGGAACCAAAAAGCCGAAUUUUAUCACCAGGGAUUACACACCCAUAACCCUUGCUGAAAGUUCCUCAAAUUGUUGUUUCCAGAUAAUCAUCAAAUACUAUGAAGAUGGAGAAAUGUCCAGAUAUUUGAAAUCUUUGAAACCUGGGGAUAUAACCUACUUCAGGGGACCUUAUGGGGAUUUCCAGUACCUAAAAAACCACAAGCAUAUAUUGGCUAUUUGUAUGGGCACUGGUUUGGCCCCAAUUUACCCAAUUUUCAAAUCUAUCUUAAACGAUGAAACUGAUGAAACCUUCUUAAAACUUCUCUAUGGUAGCAAAGAUCCCCAAAGUAUCAUUCUAAGAGACGAACUUAGGGACAUGGCAAAGUUUUGGAAUUUUGGGGCCGAAAUGUUUUUGACUGAGGGCAAAGUUGAGGGGGAAAAAUUCGGGGAGAAUUUCAGGGCAGGGAGGAUUGGGGAAAAAUGUGUGUACGAAAAUUUGAAACCCAAACAGUUGGUUUUGGUGUGCGGGAGUGAAAUUUUUACUCAAGAAAUUGUUAGAUAUUUGUCUGAGUUUGAUAGGUGGAGAGUUGAGUAUUUUGUUUUUUGA